UUUUUUGCUUUCUUACCUUCACUUCCUUGCCUUUUUUUCUCCGGCAGGUCCGGUUUCAACGCCGUCGCGCAAGCUCGCCAACGCCCUAGUGGCCUUUUCCAUUCUUUAGAUUCUUAUGCGUGUCAAGCAAAUCUGGGAGGUCAUCCCUCUCCCUGCAAAGAUCAAGCUUAUUUGGGCCCGUCUCACAUUCUCUCAUCUCACAACCACAUAUUUCAUCUUCUCGCUGUGCCAUUGCAUCAUACAGGUGGCUCUCCAGGUUAGAGUCUUCACUAUCAAUGCAAAUGCUGCUGCGUCUCUCUGGGAUCUCGCCUAUCAAGCCAAUACCACCUCGUUGAAUGGUACCCAUGCAGUCCCUGACUUGCAGCCUGGUUAUCUUCGCCUGUGUAACGAUGUCCCUGCCGACGCUUCCUUAUGCCAAGUUAUCUGGAAUGCCACUGAAACUGCUCUUCCCGCCAACACCUCAGGGAGUUCAUUUUCAGCUAAAGAAUCGUCGACAUUCACCCCAAUGUCUUCAGAGUCUUCGGUUGUGACUGCAACAUAUUCCGCUCUUUCUACUAAACCCGUCCUCAAUGCCGCUACCUCAAAGAUUCUGGAGACCACGACUACCGUCUUUGUUGUGGCUACCCCUGCAGUCACAUCAUCCGCUGUUGACAGCGAAGACAAUGUCCUUCAUACGCGUUUUCAGUUCGAUAGCAACAGUCGUCGCUCAGCCGAUUCCCCAACCCUAGCAGCCAAUCUCUCGAAAACCUGCCUUUGGUCUCUUAACUGGCCUGUAGUGACACUCGACAAUACCAAACGGGAAGACAUUGUAAUCAUUGCGUUCCAGAUUUGGGUCUUGGGCAUGUCCAUUGUAGCCCUUCUGAACGAGUCCAUUCCCCACAUCUUUGCGUCGUUGGCUACGCAUACAUUGGCGACUGCCUGGUCUAUCUUCCAGAUCAUCAACACUGCAAAUUUCCGUUCAAACUUCAACCGUGUAAUCACCGAUGGUACAUGCGGAGUUCCUUUGUUGCCUAAAUACUGGACUGAGCGUGCAAUGGCGGAGUAUCCAACGUUGGCCCUGAAUGUCGUUGCCCUUUUGGUCUCGGCGUUCUUGACAUGGCACUUGAUCAAAUUGUUCGGGUGGCAAACAUUCAAACGAGUCGGUGCCUCUAUGACGAUGAAUCACAUUUACAAACUUGUCCUACUCUUGUCGAUUACGCUCCAGCUGUCAUUCUUCUUUAUGGGUGCCACCAUAUCUCUCUGGAUAGAUAACCUAUUCAACGGGGUCGCCGCUCAAGUGGCGUGGUAUGUGGCAUUCUACAAAGCUACCUCUUUCGUAACGGAGAUUUUCCUAAUCCCGUGGAUCGUUACCGGCUGGGUCGCUGUACGCAAGGAAUUGAGGCUUCUAAUGUUCAUAUUCCUCGUCCUUUCCAUUCUAUAUUUAGCAGGAUGGAGCCUCAUGUUUUUGUCUACGACCUUUCGGUGGACAUUUGUGACCUGGCGCUUUUUUAGUGUUAUGGCCACAGCUUCUGUCCUUUUAACUCUUACGGCAUUCAUACUUGGGAUCAUGUGUCGGUUCAACUUCGGCAAGGGCUUGCCCCUCUAUCUGGACGCACAAGAACCGCUCCCUGGGGAGGACUUUACGUCAGUGUAUACUUCAGACGUAGAAAAGGUGCACUUCCCGUCCAACGAGAAGCCCAUCCCGACCUUUUCAGCAUCAUUUGGAUCCGGUAGUGAAGUUCCCCCGCCUAGAUUGAUGUUCCCAUCGCGAUUGGGCCCCAGAUUCUUCAAUCGUUCCGCUCAGCCAUUUGAGACACCAAGCAGCCAAUCUGUUGUCACUGUACCUCCACCAGCUAUGACCCGGGCGGCAUCCUUCGAUUCUAGUAUCGAUCUUGGACGAAGCGACACUCAUUCCAGCGGUAAAAGUUUUGGUACCUCAGUGGACAGCUACUAUUACAAUCUUUCUCUGCACGGUGACCAUUCACGCAGUGAUUCCUCACAUAACAUGCUAGGAAAGCGGUGGGAAAUAGAAUAGACACACAUGCCGGUCUUCGAGCUCUUCAGUUGAUCUGUUUUCGUUUUGAUACUUACAUGUAUUCUUCUGUCUUUGCUUGCUUGCAAUGCAUUCCUAUAUUUCCUG
Molecule: messenger RNA, 2119 nt
Organism: Guyanagaster necrorhizus
Lineage: Eukaryota; Fungi; Basidiomycota; Agaricomycetes; Agaricales; Physalacriaceae
Exons: 10
Coding region: 116-2014 (632 amino acids)
Cellular component (GO): Golgi apparatus
Source: RefSeq, a predicted model, not a curated record